UUUUGAUAAAAACCCCAAAUUGUCAUUGGGCAGAUGCAAUCAUGUGACAAGCAGCACGGUCUAAUUCCAACCAUGUCCUCAUGAAAGCAAUAGUUUAUGGCAUAGAGGUCUCCAUACGACUAUAUCCAGUUUAGUAGUUUAUGAAAAUAAACUGCUCAUUAUUUUUUUUAAUUUCUGCCCCCCCUCUGAAUCACCUUAAAAUCAUCGAGUUUUCAAGACAAGAAGGAGGAGAUGAAUUACGAAUUUGGGCGAGAAAGUGGUUUUAUCAACAGCCAGCCGUCGCUCGCUGAGUGCCUGACAUCUCUCACUAACCCUGUCGGUGAUGCAUUUCAAAGUUCAUCAAUCAAGAGCUCGGCGCUUUCACACUCGACACUGAUUCCUCCUCCUUUUGAGCAGACCAUCCCCGGCCUGAACCCGGGCAUCCACCCACGCCACAGCCGCUCAAAGCAGGCUCUGAAAGGCUGCAGCCCGCUGCAGGCUGCAUCCCUGCCCCCGGAGUACCCGUGGAUGAAGGAAAAGAAAAGCAUCAAGAGAAAUCAGACUGCUGCAUCUGCUUCUUCCUCUUCUACUACUAAUGCUGCUGCUGCUGCUGCGACAACGACUGACUCCUCACCACUCUACUUCUCCCCCCAAGGUUCACCAGAGAUACCAGAGAGUGGUGCUGGCGGUGGAGGGGCAUCCCGGAGGCUGAGGACUGCGUACACCAACACCCAACUGUUGGAGCUGGAGAAGGAGUUUCAUUUUAACAAAUACCUGUGCAGACCGAGGCGGGUGGAAAUAGCUGCUUUGUUGGAUUUAACGGAGAAACAGGUGAAAGUGUGGUUUCAGAACAGAAGGAUGAAGCACAAGAGGCAGACCCACUGCAAGGAGAACCGGGACAGUGAGGGGAAGUACGCGUGUCUGGACGACGGGCCGGAGGACGAGUUUGAGCAGGCGGUGGACAGCAGCCUGUCCGGGACUCUCCUGGAGAGGGAGAGGUAUUUCCACCAAAAUACCUUGAAUUCACAACAGUGUCAGAACGGGCACAAUGGGGACAACCAAAGCCCGACUGUCACGCCUUUGAACAGCAAUGAGAAAAAUCUGAAACAUUUUACAAACCCGGCACCCACUGUUCCUAUCUGCGUGUCAACAAUAGGCCCGGACAAUGAUAAUUCCCCGGGCCUGGACGUCUCUUUGCAGGAUUUCCAAGUUUUUUCCUCCUCUCCCUCUUUCUCACCAAGUUUGUCAGAUUCAGCACAAAGUCCCCUGCCUCUGUCUUCUGAAACGUUUGACCUUUUCUCAGAAACACUCACAACAAUCGACCUGCAAAACUUGAGCUACUGAAAUAUUUCAACAUGUUUUAUUUUAAUUCAGACACUUGUGAUCAGUCUUUGUACUCAGUUUUUAAAAAAAUCUCACAAAUAAGGUAAGUUAAAGAAAAAAAGCUACUAUUUAGCCUACAUGGACUGUGUAAUCCAUUAGGCUGCAGAGGACAUUUUAUUUUUAUAUGAAUUUCGACUAUUACU
Molecule: messenger RNA, 1505 nt
Organism: Thunnus maccoyii (southern bluefin tuna)
Lineage: Eukaryota; Metazoa; Chordata; Actinopteri; Scombriformes; Scombridae
Gene: hoxa2b
Product: homeobox A2b
Exons: 2
Coding region: 232-1323 (363 amino acids)
Biological process (GO): regulation of DNA-templated transcription
Molecular function (GO): DNA binding; DNA-binding transcription factor activity, RNA polymerase II-specific
Source: RefSeq, a predicted model, not a curated record